This is a messenger RNA of Athene cunicularia (burrowing owl), 5274 nucleotides long. Its product is annotated as neuropeptide Y receptor type 6-like. Bases 413 to 1534 code for a protein of 373 amino acids. The transcript has 4 exons. The record is from RefSeq and is a predicted model, not a curated record. Gene Ontology annotation, molecular function: neuropeptide binding; neuropeptide Y receptor activity. Gene Ontology annotation, biological process: G protein-coupled receptor signaling pathway. NCBI's taxonomy places the organism in Eukaryota, Metazoa, Chordata, Aves, Strigiformes, Strigidae. Gene Ontology annotation, cellular component: neuron projection; plasma membrane.
UCGCCUCUUCUUGGAUUCCAGAGCUUGUUUUAUUCCUCAGCAGCCUUUCUACAGACUGGUGGAUUCGGUCACAGUUGGAAAUUGUGAAACUGUGGUUUGUUUCAGAAAGAGAAGAAAGGAGAGUUUAAGUAUCGCUUUAGCAGCAGAUGGCUUUGCUUUGGAUUCUUUUAUACACAAAGGAGAUGUGUUUGCUGGCUUUGUAAUUAACUCAGAAAGGGAAAAGAAAAAUUGUUAAUGACAGUGUGGAUAUGACUUGAAUUUUUCAUCAGGUUCUCCACACUAUGGUAUUUAUUACUAGGAAUGAAGAAUGACCUCCUUCCAGUUACUUUUCCAAUAAUUCCUACUUCAAAAAGGAACUAAGGUUGGAAACAACCUCUUUCUGGCCAGAAAGCUGGUUGGGAGAUGCCUCACGAUGGAUAAAGCCAUUCAGCACUCCAGUGAGAUUCUGUCUAAUCAAACUAUCUCUAACAUCACCUAUUCUCAGUUUUUGAACUUUGAUACAUGCCGACCUUCCUUCCUUGCAGAAUUCUUGCUCAUUACAGCCUACACAUUAGUUACAAUAGUGGGGCUUUUUGGAAAUCUUUGCCUGAUGGUUCUAAUAAAGAGACGGAAAGACGCUCAAAAUGUUACCAACGUUUUGAUUGCCAACCUCUCUUUAUCAGACAUCUUGAUCUGUAUCAUGUGUAUUCCUGUCACAGUUGCGUAUACCUUAAUGGACUACUGGAUAUUUGGGGAAGCUAUGUGUAAAAUAACUUCUUUUGUACAAAGCGUAUCUGUCACCGUCUCCAUUUGCUCACUUGUACUGAUUGCUAUCGAGAGAUACCAGCUAAUUGUGAACCCACGUGGCUGGAAGCCUAAUAUUUCACACGCUUACUGGGGAAUUCUUUUCACCUGGGGGUUUUCCCUCAUAAUAUCCGUUCCUUUUUUAAUAUUUCACCAGCUAACUGAUGAACCCUUCAAACAUCUGUCUUUCCAUAGUGAUUUCUACAAGAACAAGGUUGCUUGCAUUGAAGCAUGGCCGUCUGUUACAGAGCGACUGAUUUUUACCACUACUCUGCUGUUUUUCCAGUACUGCUUCCCACUGGGAUUUAUUUUUAUCUGCUAUCUCAGGAUAUUUGUGUGUCUUUGGAGGAGACACAGUAAAAUAGACAGGAUGAGAGAGAAUGAGAGCAGACUGAGUGAGAACAAAAGGAUUAAUCUGAUGUUGAUAUCAAUUGUUGUGACUUUUGCGGCUUGCUGGUUGCCUCUCAAUAUAUUCAAUGUUGUUUUUGAUUGGAACUAUGAGGCGCUAAUGAGCUGUAAUCAUAAUCUAGCAUUUACAAUAUGCCACCUUGUGGCCAUGAUCUCAACUUGUAUCAAUCCCAUUUUUUAUGGAUUUCUCAACAAGAAUUUUCAGAAGGAUUUGAUAGUAUUAGUUCACCGCUGCAGAUGCUCAGCGUCACGAGAGGAAUAUGAAAAUAUUGCCCUUUCAAAUCUUCAAACUGAUGCAUCUAAGGGAUCUCUGAAAUUAAAUAAUCCUCCCGUGGAUAUCUAAAAUAAUCCAACAGCAGUUUCAAAAAUUUUGUAUUUUGUUGCACAUGACCCCUUUCUGUGGGUCUUGGUCACGUUACCGCUGAGUUUAGAGGAAGUCUUUACCAUUUAGUUCAGCAAAAACAGGAUUAUGCUCCCACAGGCAUAGUCCUAGCAAGUACUUCAUGAUAGUAUUAAUGCUAAUAAACCACUUCCAAGAGUCUUGAAGAUCAAUAAUAACAAAUUAUAAACAGUAUUACUAUUUUAGGAUUUUAAUCCACAAUUUCCAAGUCACUGUCAUGCCACUUUAGCACCAAUAAAAAUAUUCCCAUUUCAGCCACGGAUGCAGUUGUUCUUCCGAAACAUCUGGCUUCAUCCAAGUAAACUGAAUACUAUGGCAUUCCCGACUUGAUCAGCCUUUUCACAGACUAUUUUCUGUCUGUUCAAUUUUCCAACCCUACCCUGUUCCCACCUCUGGCUAAUCUGUACAAUAGUUUAUCAGCAGUUCACACUGUAAGGAAGCCUCUUCAGGUUAUCCUACGCUUCCACCAUCUUCCUUUCAGCCCCAACACGCAGUUUAUUUUGGUUUAGUACCAGUUCAACCUAGAAAUUAUAUUUUAACAAGGGAAAAGGCUUGAGCUGGCAUUCAGUUUGAUUUUUGUUUUGUUGUAUUAUUGGGUUUUUUUAAUGAGCAGUAAUACAGGCCCCAUUUGAUGUACUGCAAAUUCCACUCAGAUUGAUGUUGUUCAAGAUGAAAUACAUAUUUAGCAUUUCCCCUAAAAGCAUUGUAUUCCUCUCCAAACCACCAGUACAGAUUAUUGCUUUCUCUAUUGCCAUCAUCACAGGUCUCCGAAACAGACCUUUUAGAAUCUCCAUUAUCAAACAAGCACACUAUGAAUUCAGAGUAAAUUUUGGUUUAGCUACUUACUCAGAUUAUAGGUUCCUCUUUGAGUAGAAAAUUAGUUUGCCCUUUAAUUUCAGAAAUAUCUUUCCCCAUAUUCUUACACUGGCAAGAAGCCACUCUUGAGGCAGAUGUGAUCAUUUCUGCUAGCCUGUGUUUUAAAAUAGUUUCUUUUGUAACACAGUACAUAGAAGAGUAAAGGUGUAAUACUUAAUACAACAUUUCUCAAACAAAAACAUUUUUCAUAACACUUCCCAGUUUGGCCAUAAAAAAAUAACCAAACAUUCUUCACCCAUGCUACAGCUCCAACAUAAAUAUCAGUUAAUAUUGGGCUGUUUAAAUAAAAUACUUAGAACACUUUAGUCCAACAACUCACCAUGGUUUCUCUUGUUCAAGUUAAAUAUAAUUAAUCACCCGUAUUGGUAAAGCCUCUUUUUUUUUUUUUUUUUUUUUUUUUUUUUACAAAAAUCACGCUUGUUUCAACACGUACAUAAAAUUUCUUGUAAUUUAUUCUCUAACUUUAGCGAUUUACUGAUGCCCCACUUAAGCAAAAAGAAUUAACAUUCAGAUUACAAUCAGCUCCUUGAUGAUUCAGCUAUGAUGAAACAUACCUUAAGGCUAUAAAAUUCUCUUGGAUAGGGACCAUCGUUUUCUGUAGUCAUACAGUUCUUGCAGGAUUCUGUCAGGUCACCGUUCUCUUGUCCUGUUGCUACAGCAUUAGUGCAAAGUGUCUGCAUUACUCUACUACCAGAGGAGAUCCGUGGGAAGAGCCUCACAAGCUCUUGCAGAUGUGCUGGGUUGUUAAAUGUUUCCUGACUCCCGCUGAGCAAAAAGACCCCAUUGAAAUCUAUCAGGGACCCCACUGAAGUUGUAAGGGCAGCACUACUCACAGGAGCAAGGAUGGCAGAAUUACUGUCAUGGUAAUCAAGUAUUUGAGUGACAGGUAUAGUUUUGGCAUAAUUUAGUAUUUUUUUUCCUCAUUGGAUCAAAUAUCACACCCAUGAAGCGCAUAAAACAUAACUUCAACACCUGCCUUGUGCAUCAUAAAAAAAAAAAAUAGGAGACAGAUAAAUACCUGAUAAAAACUAAUGAUCAGACUGUUGAUAGUACCUUAGUAUUAAUUGUUUCUAUUAACUCCAAACAUCUGUCACUGGGCUCCCUUUCUUGCUGAUACACCCAGCUGGCUGUUCAGCACAAGAGGCGCUGAGCCCAGUAGAAAGCAGUGAGCUACAGUCAGCGACGCUGCCGAGGUGCUGUGAGUACUCCGAGUGGCUGGUGCGUGCCUCGGGGAAGGAGAGGUGAUGGAGUUGGUUCUCUGCUCCAUCGGUGAGACUCCAGGGUAAUCAAGUGAUUUAAUAUCUCCGUUUCACUUGCUUAAUUGAGAGCAAAUCUGAUCCAGGGUUUUCACUUUUCUUGGAGAUUCCAGGACCCAUACAGGAAGCCAUCUAAUAUUUUCAGAAAAUCAUUCACUGAACGGGGCAUUUUAACAAAUUACAGUGGCAUAUCUGCUAGAGGCAGGGUUAUCAGCUGGAUUUCUCUGAGUUUGGAACACAAUCUCUACCACCACUUCAUAUUUAAGCACCCUGUUUACAGCUUCAGGGCCCAUGCUUAAAGCAAUUUACAAGCACACGACUUUCACAAUAUAAUCUAAUUUAUUAAUAUUAGACACAACAGUUCAGAUUACUCUCAGUUCUCAUCGUGGCAAACAUUUCAGACAGUAUUUAGUGUCUGAAUCAGGCCCAGCUGAGAUUCCCAUGUGUGCACUUGGCCUAAGUGACUCCCGUACCAGUAUUCCCAUCCCGUAGGCACGUCCAAGUACACAUAGUUUUACAGCAGAAGUGCUUUUAGUAUCAUGCCCCCGGUGGUUUAAAUACAGCCAUGAAAUGAGAAAUAGUCUAAACUGUGGUCAGUGGGCAGCAAAAACUCUUUUGACCUUAUGAGAAGGCCAGGGAUGCUGACGGAUGGUCUCCCUUUACUGUCUCGCCCUACAAGAGCUUGGGCAGUACUAUCUGUGGCAUUAAACAGCUGGGGAAAAAAAGAAAAAAAAAAUAGUUAUUGCUUUUUGUAACACCAAUUGUCUACUCCUGCCAUCCUGGUCAGAGUUAAGCAAUCAAUUUUUCCAGUCUGAAUCUUGGCAUAAGAGGGUUCUUUGUUACCAGGUGGAAGCUGUCUGAGCAGUGAGACUCCUUCAGAAUCAAACGUGAAUGAUACUUGUGCCAUGAUUUCUUCUUGUCAUUUCUUCCUUACACUUUCAUUUGGCUCAAGUGCUGAUGCCUCAUUUCUGUUCUGAGCAUUCCCUUAUCAAGUAUCUCUUUUCUUACUGCUGCACUUUUAAAAAUCGUUGCCAUCUGAACAGACUAUCAUCACUGUCUCGAAGACGUCGCCCUUCACACUGCAUGUUCUCUCAUUACAUCCCCUGGCUUUAUAUGCAUUCUGAUAUUUCCAGACGAGUCAGAAGGAAUUGACUUUGAUAGGAAUAGGAACAAACAAAGAGAAGUUACUUAUUUUUAACACAUAAGCAUUAUGGACUUCAACAUGCUAUGUGACGGUGAUGUAUGUAACUGUGCAAUAUGCAAUAUUUAAAGAUUGCUCAAGUCACAAUAUUAAACUGACAAAUGUUGCCCUGUGUUCGGUAAUGCUGAGGAUAACUUUAUUUUCCCUUAUUUUAUUGGUAUAGCAAGUAGACAAAAUUGUAAAAGCCUUGCUCACCAGACUGUCGUUACUUGAUCCAACUGGAUGGAGGACUGUGAGCUUCCUCGGGGGAGCAGAAACAUGGAGUUAAUUAUGGAAAGCUAGAGGGGGAAUCUGAACUCGAGAAUGCUAUUCAAAUGUACAAACAAAGUCUGAGCAGCGAUGGAUUUUUU